AUGAUCAGAGAGAGAAAAAUGAUGAAACAUAUUGCAGUGAUAUUCUUGUUUAUAGACAACGUCUUCUUAGCGAACGCUGUCACCGUCGACCACAAGUGCAGCACAGGAGGGCGGCUGACUGUGUUAUGGUGGGGCCAGGAGCCGUAUAUUUACAAAUCUGGGGACAAGCAGGAAGAUAACUUUAAAUCAAAAGUAGAUGCACCGGCGUCUAUAUCAGGGAUGUUUCCAUUAAUCUUGGACAAAGCCCUUGAACGUUGUUGUAAAAGCAGCACAACACUGAACUACACGCAGGUCCCUGAAGGUCCUGCUGGCUUAGAUCAACUUCUGGCCGCCGAAGACUUUGAUCUCAUUUUACCCGUGGGGGCAGAGGUUGGAGCAGGAACUGUUCGUCAGUUCUCGUUCACUGGGUUGCUUGAGUCCCCUGGAGUUGCAGUGCUUAUCAAGGGAAACGUGUCUGGGGCUCAGUUAUUGCUGUCUGUUCUUCAAGGCUGGCCCAUCCUUGUGUUCAUUCUCAUUUCUGCCUCGCUCGCCGGAGUGGUUAUCUGGUUAUUUGUAAGUAACAAUAUGUCUUACUGCUUUGAUUGAUAAGCCGAAUAAUUCGUGCAAAACUGACAUGGCGGUAGAAAACGUCGCCGUUGCCUUUUAAAGAUCAUGGUUUAGUGUAGACACUUAAAAAAAUGGGCGGGUGGAAAGUGACUGGAAUCAAGCUGCCUUUUUUUUGAUGAUCCAUUAAGCGUGGGCCCAGCACGGCGCACUAACACUAUCCAUAUCAUGGGGUAGUCCGGAUCAUCGAUUUUUUCGGUCAUUGGCUCUGGUACAAAAUUUUGAUUUUUCACUUAAAAUCAAAUCAAAACUCAGUUGUUUAAGGUCAUCUAACCAGGGCUCGAUGUUUCGUUAUUAUUUCGCCUCAGAUAUCGAUUCUCUUCUUGUUUACUGGACGAGGUGGUUUUUGUUCAACUGACAAUCCACGCACAACUCAAGCAAACGAACAUUUUUGUCUAAACGUUAAAUUGAAGAAGACAUAUUUAGUUUCAUCGUUAUGAAUAAAAAGUUUGACCACAUUUUCCUCUCUCAGGAACGGAAGGAGAAUACAGAGCAAUUUCCCGAGUCAUUUUCCCAUGGUGUGUUUGAAGGAUUCUGGUGGGCUUUCAUAACUAUGACAACCGUUGGGUAAGUACUAGUGCGAACAGAAUAGAUAAUCCUCGUCCAAAUCAACCAGGUGCACUUAUCAUAACGGGGAAAACGGGAUUAAUAUUGUUAGCAAUUGAAAAGCUAAGAACCUUUGUUUUGUUAGUUGUUACACUACGCAGUUAAAUCAUGAGAAGGCGAUUUUUUUUAAUCCGCGAACCGUUCUUUCGCUGAAACACCAUCAUGUAGUUUCCUUGCGUUUGAAGGCCGUUUAUAGUUGCAAGCUCAAUUACAACGGAUUGAUGACCUGCGCUAAAGUUUGGACAACACGAAAUAUAUUUUGACUAAACCAAAAAACAGUUUUAUUGCGAAUCCAUUGUGCUUUGCAUAUCUGCAUUUGCAUUGCUCUCAAAGAAAGGCUCACUCAAGAAAAGGCUAACUUUAACUAAUCGCGACUCCAUAUACAUGUUUUACAAAAAGUUCUAGAACAUUCCAGAGAUCUGUAAUACAACUAUUUUUAGUAACAUUACAUUGCUGUUACAUAAUAAGAAAUCAUGCUGACUGAGGGUUCUAGGAAGUUCCAUUAAGAGUUCUCAAUGAGUCAGCAUGACUAAGCGUUCUAGAAACUUCUUCGAUUCUAUAUUUAGUAAUUCCGUAACACAACGCACUCUCCAUAACAGAAGCCCAAACAUGUAUACCACAUCAUCCAUGCCUAAAACAUAAGAUUACUUGAUAAAACUAUGGCUUGACACGAGAGGAAAAGCUACUUGAGUAAAGUUAGUUAGGAGCCAAAUUUCUUUUAGCGUUUGAUGGCCAUUUAUAGUUACACGCUCAUCUACAAGUAAGUCAGCCGUCAACAAAUCUCGUAACCCUCAUGCUGGCGUAAGUGAGACCUAACAUUGGGAGUAAGUUGUAUUGUUAAGAUGCAAGGAACCGAGUGAUACCGCCCUCAGCUGAGCAAAUUUAAGACUCUUGCCGCUCAGCAGACGAAAUGCAUACAGUUGAAGUACUGCUAUGUCAUGAUGAUAAAAUGGCUGAGGUAUUGUGCGAGUCUUGUGCCAUUACUGCAAAAAAGUACUUUCUAUCUCCUUAGACCUUAGACCUUAUACCUCUUGUGCAUCUCAACCACAAAACACAACAAAUCAGAAAUCGCCAAGGAACGUAACAAGAUUUUAGAGGGUGGAUGAAGAGAUGAGCUCUUGCUUAAGGGAAUAAGUAUUAAUAUAUUACUUGAUGUUGAAGUUAUGAAGAGGAAAAUAUUGGCAGCUACAAGAAACUAUAAUGAAAAUGUUCCUGCUUGAAACGUUUGACAAAAGAACAGAGCAUCUUCAAUGUUAUCCGCCAUUUUAGUUGUCAUUGCUCAACUUUUACUAUCGAGUGCUCUUCAAGUGUUAUAAGGACCAGUCAGGGUGAAGGUUCCUAACGGAUUCGUCUCUGCAAGGUGAUGAAGAUAAAAGCAAAGUUCUUUCCUGUCAGCAAAUUUUAAGUUCGUGGGCGUCGAGUCACUGAAUAUGUAGGUAUGAAAUAGAUUGAUAACCUUUAUUAUUGUUUUCUGUCAUCUCUAAGAUGCAUGCUGGAGGCUAUUACAAGAAAUAAUAACAUCUAAAGAAAGUAGAAUUGUAAUAGCUUUUGUACAAAUAUUGAUUUUCUUUUGCCAUUAUACAUAUUCUUCCUAUGUCGUCAGUAUUUCAUUAAAGCGAUUCGAAAUUUCAUUCAAAACGAUAAAGUGAGCUUCGCUCACUUGUUCGUUUUUUGUUGAUGCAUUGCAACUCGUGAAUAAAAAUCGUUCGUCCGCUCUUUCCAUGGAAUAAUCUCUAUUUAUUUAAGCAAUAGACCAUACUUCCUAUCGGUUAACAGUUUGAUGACCGUCAUUAUCAUCUGAAACUUUGGGUUUGUUUCAGAUUUAACAUUAAGCUUACGAGUGCACCAUUUGUGGCUAUAUCUUUUAUCUGAAGGGAUUAUGCUCUUUUAUUAAGAACACAUAGGCUUAAACUAUCGACCCUUGGCUGAAUGUCGCAACGCGAAACUUGAAAUCAUUGGAAAUGGCUCAGAGACAAUUAUAAUCAUUUUCUGUGGAUGUGUAAGGAUGUUUUGGCCACCAACCACUUGUUAAUUACCGGGUGACAGAGAGGAAAGUUUGUGUAGGCACAGAGUAGAAGGAGUUUAAAUUCUACCACCUUGUUGACAUUCAGUCACUUUUGCGUAAAGUUCACAUAACAGAAAUGAAAAUAAUACAUUACUCGGUACUUUGAAACGAGAAAGGUCUUGACAACAGCAGAUGUUUUAUUUCUGUUACUGAUAAAAAGCCAAUAGUUUUUUGUUUAUUUUUGUCUUUCCAUCCUUGAUAAGACACAUUUUAAGCGAAUUGUGGCUAAAUGACAACGAGAAUUCGGUUUUUUUUUUUUUUGCUAACAAAGCAAAUUCAGUAUAGGCUGGUUUGUUUCAAGGCUGACUUAAAUAACCCACACACACCUCAAGGAACAUAUAUGUAUAAAGGCAAAAGAAAAUCAAUAUUGUAUAGAAGUUAUUACAAUUUUACUUUCUCUAAAUGCUAUUCUUUCUUGUAAUAGCCUCCAGCAUGCAUCUUAGAGAUGACAGGAAACAACAAUAAAGGUCAUCAAUCUAUUUCAUAUAUACAUAUUUAAUGACUCGACGCCCACGAACUUAAAAUUUGCUGACAGGAAAGAACUUUGCUUUCAUCUUCAUCACCUUGCAGAGACGAAUCCGUUAGGAACCUUCACCCUGACUGGUCCUUAUAACACUUGAAGAGCACUCGUUAGUAAAAGUUGAGCAAUGACAACUAAAAUGGCGGAUAACAUUGAAGAUGCUCUGUUCUUUUGUCAAACGUUUCUAGCAGGAACAUUUCCAUUAUGGUUUCUUGUGGCUGCCAAUAUUUUCCUCUUCAUAACUUCAACGUCAAGUAAUAUAUUGAUACUUAUUGCCUUACACAAGAGCUCAUCCCUUCAUCCACCCUCUAAGAUCUUGUUACGCUCCUUAGCGAUUGCUGACUUGUGUGUUGGGUUUGUUUUGGAGCCAGUAUUUGUCGCAUACUUAAUGUCGGUACAUUAUGGGAACUGGAAAGUGUGUUUUCCGUUGGUUCACCUUUCGGCUGCUGUCGAAAUGCUUUCCUGUGUAGUAUCUUUACUAACGAUGACCGCAAUAAGUGUGGACAGGUUGUUUGCCCUGUCACUGGGUGUGAGGUACAGACAAAUAGUCACUUCUAAACGCGUGGCGUUGGCCGUUCUCUGUCUUUGGACCGCAAGUAUUUGUGCAUCAGCCUCGGUAUACUGGACUUUUGACAUCAUUGGAUAUUAUAGCGUUACGGCUUUCACAUUAGGUUUGACAGUUUCAACUUGCUGUUACGCAAAGAUAUAUCAAAAGCUCCUUCAUCAUCAAGUUCAAUUACAAGGCAGUGUUCCCGGCAGAGCUGCACCAUUAAACAUCGCGCGAUACAGAAAAACAGUGUCCAGUGCAUUGUGGGUAUAUUUUACAUUAGUUGUGUGUUAUCUCCCAGCAGGCAUAGUUACAGGUUUGGUUGUGAUUCACCCUGGAGAAACCAGGGUACCGAAUCUUCUGCUUGCGUGGGUAAUGACAUUUACACUUUCUUUUUUGAAUUCUACGCUUAAUCCAGUUGUGUAUUGCUGGAAGAUCACAGAACUGAGAGAAACAGUCAAGGCCACAGUGAGACAGAUGUACCGCUAGAAAAUAGUAUAAGUAUUUUAAUCCUAACAGUAAUAAGCAUCUAAUGUCUCCCCACAGUAUCACUGCUGAGUCUAGCUCAAGUCUUGAGAAUAAAGGAAAUGAUCAUCAUCCUAAGAAACUCUUCUCCUAAUACUCUUUUACAAUAGCAGAGGAAAUGUAUACAGAACAGUAUUGAGAAUCCGCCAACUGAUGUUGGUGACUGAAGGGUUGCGGUUAUAAGCUUACAUACCACAGAUGCUUUUUUUCGGUGGGCCAUCUCAACAUAGCUUGAAAAAGUAAUUCUGUAAUAAGAAGUUGCUCAGCUAAUAAAUAUUUGCACCAAAUAAAUUAUUUAUUAUACUUGAACAUUUAGACUUAACGGUCACUUCUCGUCACUUCUGUGGCUGUUUUUGGUUGAAGGAAACAGAUUGUCAAACAGUCGUACUUUUACGACAUGGUUUGGUCAUGUCUGUCGCAGCGUUUUGCCUUAUAUUUUGUACUGAAGCUCAGAAGAUAUGUUUAUGGCCAUUUUAAAGCAGUGUAGGGUAAAACUGAUGCAACCAAGCAACUCGCCUACAGCAAUGAAUCUUGUUUUUCUCCUUAUCCUAAGAACCGUAAACAUGCAGUGAGAAGGUUAUUACUGGCAAAUCUUAAACUGUUGUUACUACUACGCGAAUGUUUCGAGCUGACAAGGUUCAGUUUGCAAAAAUUAAUACUGAACGGCCAAUUUGAAAUAGAAAUGACGCUGUUUAUCUUUUCUGUGCUUUAUAUUGAACAAUGUGAGCGUAAUUUUCAAUGUGAAGCCAAAAAUCGGAGUGAAAAUGAUUGAGAACGCCUAAAACGAAAUCAAAACAAAAAGUUUUUCUCUAUGUACAGCAACAUAAUAGACUUACAGCAGACUAUAACAAUCGGUAAAUAAUUAAAUAAUAUCGCUUAUUUGCUCUUUUCUCCCGCUAUGUAUAUCCGGGUUUGAUCGCUCAAUAAGCAACACCCAUAUAAUUUCCGGGCACCCGAAUGAUGAAAAACCUGUCUCAAGCAUACCAUAAAAUAAUGACAAUGCAGAUUGGAUGGCGCUUAGAGAGGAAACGCUUUUAAUUUACCAUCGACGUUGGUCCAAUAUUUCGUAUCAAGAUCGAUCAAGAGAUUCUAAACAGUUCUUAAUCUCUUGGAUAGAUUAAAUAAAUAAUCAGGAUUUUCCCUCAAGCAAAUAAAACCCUAAUAGCUUCUCUCUCAUUAAAACAAAGUAGGCGAAGAAUCCAACAUCAAAUCAUGGCUCGUGAAUCAUGCAAAAAUGCUGUGGGUUAACGAAGAGUUUAUAAUGUUUCGCCAGCAAAGUUGUUUUGCAACUGAAAUAUCUCACUUUCAAGACUAUGGAUUUUACAGUUAAGUGAUUGUGAAACCACUUUAAAUUACGGUAUCAACGAGCGCUUUUCAUUCAAUAAUUUAUUCUUGUUUUCUCGUCACCAUAUUCCCACCAAUAACGUAGCUCCAUUUUCUGCAUGUAAACCCAAACACAACCCACAAUUCCUCUAAUCGCUCUGACGAAGCGCUAACGCUCGAAAAGUCAGCUUUUAAACUCUUUACGAUGACCAAUUUACGUUAUCAACUUAGUUGAUAAUACUAAAUUACAAAGAAAUAUAAUAUUUACAUAUCCAUGAUAAGAAUACUCAAUCGUAAGAGUAAAAGAGUUAAAAUAUGCGCUUUUUUCCCAAACUCUUCUUAAUUAGUCGAUAAUAAGACACUGCAUGUGAGGACUGUAACGAUGAAUUUAGGUUAAAAAAGCUAAUUUUUAUACUCCAACAUAAAACGAGCAGUUACAUGUUCGAAAGCCACGAAGUAACUGACAACCCCAAAUGCACACAUUGUUAUAAGAACAUUAGUAGCGCGCUCGUUGGGAUCAGUUCAUGUGUUUAGUUAGUAUGUUCCUCCCUUAAACUUAGAGCCUGGUAUUUUAUGCCGCAUACUUGCAACAAUAUUUUGUCAUAAGGACACUCAAAUUAACUAGAAUUAUUUAGGUUUCGAGUGUUAAGUCUUCGUCAAAGCGAAAUAUUUGCUCUGACAUCCGCUCAGAAACUCUUAUUAGUGGCCAAUUAUGUGAGAGUAGUCCUGAAAAGGACUGUUGGCACCUUCUUAUGGAAAAAUUUAUGGAGACCCCUGAAAUAAUAGCUAAUUAUUUGCCGUAAUUUUAAGGUAAACAAACAUUGUAAAGCGUAAUGAUGAAUCUAUAUUUUAGGUAUGGAGAUUUGGCGCCCAAAACAAUUCCUGGGAAGCUUCUGGGUCUGAUAUGGAUGUUAGCGGGUCUUAUCAUCAUUACCAUGUUCAUCAGUAUCAUCACAGCAGCAUUGACCAAUGUCAGUCUGCUAGGACGGACCAACCUUCGAGGGGUCACGGUAAGUACUGGGACUGAGUUCGACCUCGGUAAGAAGAGGCUAAUUCUUUGUAGAUGGCACAAAUUACUUUCUUACUUCAUCAUAUUUCGGUAAAACUGGAGAAAAAUUGAAUUAACUUUAUUUGAACACGAAAGCCAUGAGCUAAUCAGUUUGAUUACUGUCAAAUGUUACCCUCGUUAAAUAAAGUCUACAACUACUACGGCUGCAUUAAACUGUAGCUCAACAGAGAGUUCGUGUUAAGAUGGAUUUUAUUCAAUUACAAUAAUAGUGAAGAGAAAAGAUUGGUUAUAGAUAAAGAUGUUUAAAAAGCUUUUGAUAAGAGGGUGAGACGAAGAAGAACCCUGAGUCUUUCCAAUGAGGAUUUUUGCCUCGAUGAGACUUUCCGAUUUUGACGACAUAUUCCCUAAUAACUGAAACACUUAGAAUAAAGGGGAGAAGUUUCUAAAGAAACUGUGGUGCUGCGUUAGUGUUGGGGUAUAACAAGAUAAUUUUGGUAUUAAUGAUGAUAACGUAAAGAGUUUCAAAGCUGACACUUCGAGCGUAAACCCUCUCGUCAGAACCAAUGGAGAAAUUGUGGGUUGUGUGUGGGUUUAUAUGCAGAAAAUGGAGCUACGCUAUUGGCGGGAACAUAGUGACGAGAAAAACAAGAAUAAAUUAGUUGAAUGAAAAGCGUUCGUUGAUACCGUGGGGAUUAAGAGUGCCGAUUUGAAAUAUUAAUUUUGUGAAAGAGUUGGAGGCUUUCCGAACUGCCUGGAUGUAAGGAAAGGCCGCAAACUGCCAUAUGCUGCUUAGAAUGAGUAAGGAGAUUAAAGUGUCUGCAAUUGGUUUGGAUGCGUCCUUGUCGUUCCUAUCUACGUCGUGGUGUUCUCAGAAUCGGUCAUCAAGUCGUCUUCCUGUUUCACCAAUGUAUACCUUUUUGCAAUAAGUGUAAGUUAUGCAAUAGCUGACAUCGGCAGCGGAGCACGUGAAGUGAUCAGUGAUCUUAAUGGAUCACUUUGGUCCUCGGAUAUUUUCUCAACGUUAUGAAUGAAGAACAAGUUUUGCAUCGUGAGCGUGCGCAUUUAAAAGUUCCAUUGAGGUUGGUCAUUGCUUUGUAAUGAACUUUUGUACAAAAAGUUACCUAAGUUUUAGUCACGUUUGAAUUAAAUAAGUGGAGGUUGCGAAAAGAUAGGGCGUCCAAUAAAUUCAUCGAUAGUCAGCCCUUCAAACAUAAUAGAAGGAAAAUACCGAUCGCAUUCCAUUCACUCUCAAAUUUCACCCUCACAACCACGCAGUUAAAUGCAUCAUUCUUAAAAACUUUAGAUUACUUCAAAAUGAUUCAGAGACUGGUAUUAUCAUUUUGCAACCUCCACGGUUUUUUAUUUAAACGUAACAAAAACGUAGGGAACUUUUUGCUCAGAAGUUCAUGACAAACUAAUGACCAACCUGGAACUUUCAGGGUCAGUUCUGUUAUUGAUACUAAGUUCAAAUGUUAAAAUUGUCCAGUACACUGCCGGAUGCUAACUGAUCACCAAACAACAUUCAACUGUACAUCAAAUAAAUUGUAUAGUAGCGGUAGAAAGGUGUUCAAGAAACUGCCUAAUGUCGGGCAAAUCGGUAUAGAAAGCACCAUUAAGUUUGAAACGAUACCCAACGGAUUCUAAGACGGACAGUACCACGAUAAAAAGGUCUGUAGCCAGGUUUUGGAAAAGUAAACAUUAUACACUUAGUUUGCUGGCUGAUUGUGUGGUGAGCCAAGGUAUCAAGAAUCGUGAAGUUUUAGAAUGAAGCAGCAACGAUUGAUACGUUGAGUAUCAAGAAGAAUGUUAAUUGAUAUUUUUUUGAAAAGAGGGGAGACCACGUCAUGAAAAUUGGAUUGUUCAUGACACAAUGCAUCGAAAAACGAGACCACAAGAAUGUAGAAGUCGAAUAAAAUAAGUUGGGAGAAAAUACCAUUUAUGAAGUUUUUAUGCCUUUUGGUAAUUAGUGAAGUUAGACUAAUGAAACUAAUUUAUCCUUAAUUGACUUUCGUGGCAGAUUUCAGUCGUUAAUCACAGCGAGGAACACAAGCUUGGAAUUCGAGAAAUUGCGAAUGUUGAAGGUAAACAACAGUGUUAAUUAUCUGUUUUAUAGGGCUUUGAAACAUCUCUGUAUUUCUCUAUUAUCAUUUUUAAAUUCUUGUGUUUAACUCAUAUCUUAAAAAAAACUUCCUGUAAUUUGCCCCUCAGUUUUCAAGGAGACGGUUGUAAAAGGUCACGAAACUGAAAUCGUGCGUGUUAAGAACAAAAUAAUUAAUGGUAAAUUUUUUUCGUAAGAACAAUCGCUGUCUAAUCGAGGGAUACAACAUUAAUUUUAACAAACAUUCAAAAUAAUUUGCAUUAUUAUUAUUAUAUUAUUAAGUUCACGUAUUUUUACUCAAAUUUUUUUCCGCAUUUACGGUUCACUCGUCGAAGACUGCAGUUCAGGCAGUCGAAAGCUCGUACUUUCUUAACGUGAUCGUUCUGGCCAGAGAUCGUUCUUAAAAAAAUACCAUGUUUUACCCUGGCUGCGGCUCUUUAAUAUUUUCAAAAUAAUUAGUGUUAACAGAUACUAGCUGCCUUCAAUCGAUUCCUUCCUUCUUCUUUAUAUUUCUGUUAGAAAUACUUUGAUGACGCACUUAGUUUUGACAUCCGCAACAGUUAAGGAGCAUGCGCGUGUGUUAUUCUGAUUCGUUCAUAAGUUUACCUAUAACUUAGUUGCUUUUCGUUUUCGAUUCAGUUUUUUAUUUUGUUUGGAAUCUUUGUCAUAAAACUAACACGUAUGGGUUAGAGGACGGAAAUAAUCAGUUGAAACAAUAAAGCGACAAAAAUUACCUCAUUAAACUUCGUUAAUUUUUUUCUCCGCCAAAGAACUCUGAAUAUUAGAACUAUCUGCUGAUGACAUUUCCAGGUGAUGUGAUCAGGAUCUUUAAAAGAAUCAGAUUCAGAGACCGAAACGCUGGCUUGACGACACCAUGACCCGAAACAAAUGAAAAUUACAUCACUGUUCUUAAAAGAUCAAUUAAGAUAAUGAACUCGAAAAAUAAAGCGCACAGACGAUUUUUUUAAAAGUUUCUCAUCUAUUCAUGUUUUGCAUAGGUCUUAGGCUCUUUCUAUCUCAGUUUAUCUCUGUCUCUUUUCUUUCCACUCUGUAAGACCGAAAAAAAUCGCGUUACUGCUAUGGUGACUGUUUGUUACGUUAGUACAGAGUAUAAAAAAGAAAAAGUACAAAGGAACCGGAUGAACGAAAUCAAAAUAAAUCUUUGAACCAGAUUUGCGCAAAGCUGUUGUUACGUUGUUGGUAUCCUUCCUUUCUAAGUGAAUAGGAAGGAAAAAGGUGUUUCAACUGUUCGGGUUCAACCAAUCAUUCAUGUUUGCUGUUGGGCAUUGUUUCAGAAAUGAUGAAAAAACAAGCAGUGCAUCGAACGAGACAUCGUCUGGGAACCUAAAACAUAGAUUGGCGUGCCGUUUGUAUCGAAAUAAUGAUCUUGUUUGCGAUCAUCUAUGGUUUAAAUGCAGUAGUGGCGUUUGUAGGAAAUCUCUUCGUCUUACUUGUGGUAGCAAUCUACAACCGUUUUCACAAAAAAAGAUACAUUUUGUUGGCCAGCUUAGCACUUUCAGAUUUGCUCUUUGCCAUACUGGUGGUCAGCAAUCGCGCCGCCGCCAAUGCUCUUGAGCAAUGGCCUUUUGGAACCACUUGGUGCCACGGAAACGUGUUUAUUGCCAGACUUCUUAACUUAACUACGAUGUUCCAUCUUUGUGCGAUAUCUCAUGAAAGAUACACUGCCAUCGUCAGGCAGCCAUUAACCUACACUGACAACUUCACCAAGAUGAGAAUAUUUCUCUAUCUAACUUUGUUAUGGUUUUUACCGGCGGCUAUAUCCCAAGGUCCGUUCAUCGGAUGGGGAGACUUUACCUACAACCCAGGAAUAUUCACUUGCGAGCAGCAUUGGGACAGACACACAACUUUUCCUUUGCUGAUAUCUUCUUUUCUUAUUCCACUGAUCUUAAUAAGCUUCCUAAACUACAAGGUUCUCAAAGUCGUCUGUCAGAUUCAAAGCAGUUUCAAAGUUGUAAGUGGCCUAUCCAGCAUAGAAAACAAGACGGCAGAUGAGUUGACCGGGCAGCAAUCAUGCUUCAGUAAUAACCAAUCUCAGAAUCCCAAUCAACAGCACACAAGGAAAUGCAAGAGUCCAGAUGAUACCAAGGGCGAAGGACAUGGGCCUUUGUCUCAAAUACAGAAUGCGACUGUGAAGAGCUUUCUCCCUUCUCAAAUGCAAGAUGAAGAAAAUGACCUAUAUCGACCUUAUCCUGCAGAAACAACUCUUUUGCAAGCACACCAGGUAGGAGAAGUACUUACAGCCCAAUACCGAUCCAAUGAUGGUUCCCCGCACCGAUUCCAUGGAGGCCGAUCGCACUCGUCACCAAAACAUUUACAUAGUCUAGUAGAUGUGCCAAAAAAUCAGUCCUUUUUCAAUGGCCAGAGCAACAAUUGCAAUGAAGCAGUAGAAAUUGGAUGCUCUAAUGCGAAGAUAUCUCAGAGGCACCAUCAACAAACCCAUCGUCAUGCCGUGGCAGAACGCGAACACGACAAAUUAGAUGAAAUAACUAUCGAGAUGGUCUUUGCUCAAAAAGGCCAGUCGUCACGACAACCUCAGAAUUUUGGCACUAUACAAGAUAACGAUGGAUUACAGAUAGGUGGUAUUAAGAGUCAGAGUCUCAGAAAGGAAAGAAAAACUGGGAGACGAACUGUUUACAAAAUCACAACUAAAAAUGCUGUUGGCGUAGCAACUGACGUCAAUCGAUCCCAAAGAGAAAGACCAUCUUUAGGAGAGCACAAAAUCAAAAUUCCAAGCCAGAAAAAAGAGGUUUACCCCGAAUGUGAUUUUGAAGCAGUCAGUCACCCAGUCACUAAAGCAAAGGCAUUGCCUGUGCAUCUACGUGAAGAAGAUUGCCUAACACCGCACAUCAAUCGAGGAACAUUCCAAGAUGAGCAGGCAAAGGAACGAGAAAUGCCAAUGAAUGGCAGUCCUUCAAAUUGCCACACUUUACAAGCGCCGGCAAAAAAUUGGGCAACCAAACAAAGAGAAAAGCCAGGAAAAACUGUGAUGUUACUUGCUAAGCUGCUUGGAGAGGGAAAAGCCGCCUGAGAUGUCAUGAUUAUAAUUGGAGCUUUUAUUCUAUGUUACCUUCCCCUAUGGAUCAUGGCUUUGUACCGUUCCCUUGGUGGGUGGACUGCGGCGAAGACCACUCUAUCAAUCCAUUACAUAUAUUCCUUCAGCAUGCUUUGUAAUCCUAUAAUCUAUUCUGUGAGAAAAAAAGGGUUUAGGAAAGCUCUGAAAAAGAUGUUAAGACUGUGAAAUUUAUUUUCUUCGAAGGCUUAGUUGUAGCUAAGAAGACUGCGUAUUUUUACUCUCUCAAUACAGAAGUAUAGUUUCAAACGACUCAAAAUUGAUGUAAACGCCGUUAUGAACGAAAUGUUUUAAAAAAACAGCUAAGUCCACAGUAUCCCAGCAGUCUCGAUAACAAUUCGCACAAUAUGCAAGUUAUAUAAUUAUUUUAUUGGUAAGGACGUGGUGUAGAUCCGAGUGUUGUCCAAAGUAUGACAUUAGUUAAUUUUUGCAUAUUAAUGACUAGUCAAGCAAAUGGCGUAACACUGAAGUUUAAUGAAAAAUUGAUACUGUUAUUACUGUAGAAGAAGAAAGCAAACUGUAUUGUGGCUUCAGUUGGUCGAGAGGAACAUAAUCAGCACUAAAAUUGUUUAGAAGUUCGGCCUGAUUCAUGUAAACACGUGUUGUUGAUAGAUAUGUAACUGAAGAGUAGAAAUCUGAAUACAGAAAAUGAAAUGCGUCAUUUAUGGCUUAAACAAUGAGUGUUCUAUGACUCUAUUGCACCUAUUCGUCAGUUAACAUUUGGACAUCAUCUGGACUUAAAAUUUCAUCUUGGUGAAAGUCAUGUGGUAUUUGAUUAGACUUAAUGGUUGACACACGAAGAUGACUUAGUUAACUCUUUAGACCCUAACAUUCCUGACAUCGGUAUUCAUUCUCUCCACACUGUUCUGAAAAUUUUUCUUAAGGUACUAAAUAAUCAAACAUAUGAUACAAAAAAAUACACGGAUAGUGGGAGGUUGACUUUCGAGGUUUGUUUACAUCAAAAGUCACGUGACACUACACGUGAACUCAAAAGCCUAAAAGGUGAAUUGUAACUGCAUUGUGACUUUGUUACUUAUGCAGCUCUGAGUAACAGCGACCAAGUGUUUCAAUAUGUGCUGGACCGUCGAGUGGAAGGUGCAUUGGUGGACGUACACGGACUCAAGCAUCACAUAAAUGCCCUCAAUCAACACAAUAUUCAGGUAAAUCAGUAGUGAAUACGAAUUCUGUCUGUUGUCUCUUGUCUGUUGUCUUUCGUUAUUUCCAUCCUGUAAAGUAGGAUAUGAACGAUCCCAGUGGCCAUCGUGAAAACGGUGAGGAUUCGGUGGUUCAAAUCUGUGUCGUUUUAAGUUAACACCAAUUCUGAUUCCUCAAUCCUACCAUAAUUUGAGGUCCAUUUCCUCGAAAAAAAUUUAGGGAAAUGCCAAAUUUUUGCUUGAUUAAAGUUUUGAUUUUUUUUUACAUCAUUGGUUAACGUGGCAACGCUACAGUCUCUUAAAAUAAGCGCAUUUAAUUUUCAGCCUUAUGCGCUCUUUAACUUACACGAAAAAGAGUUUGCUAAUCCCCACUUCGUUAUUGAAUUCCGAUCUUUCUACAAAAUUUUUAAUACAUCUGCGUAGAGGUUUAGAGACACACCUGAAAUUUGAGUUGAUUUUAGGCAAUUCGUUUUCUUGUUUCGCUGCAAAAUUGCAAGAUAGUUCCUCCCAAAAAUAAGGCAGGCUUAUUCUGCCGUGAUCGAACCAAAACUUUUACAUAUGAUCACUGUCCUACAGGUUGGAAACAUUCUAACGAGUCACGUUUCAUAUGGAGCGAUCCUUGCACACAACUCGACAGAUUUUUUGAAAUGCUUCAAUGAAUACGUUCAAACGGAAGAGCAAUGGCUUUACUACAUUCUGGCCGAAAAUACCGGAACCACACAGGUAGGUUUGACAAAGGAAGCGACAACUAUAUUUUAAACAAAAGAGAUUAUUAUAUGGCAAGGAAGUCUCGAGGUAAAUCCAUACGUCUUGAUGGGUUCCUACUUGGUCGGGAUUUCGCCACAUGGAUCGACUCCAAGGAAACGGCUACAAGCCGUGAAAUUUUGUACUCGAAAGUCAGCAAAUUCCACACAAAUAGGUUUGGUCUAGGUACCAUUUAAUAAACUACUCACUAACCUCGCUUAUUAAAACCGUACCGGGGAAUAUUGGCUCUCGCUUGUUUUUGUACAGACCACGCCGUGCUCGGUCCGUAUACUCCACGACCUCAGGCCAAUAUUCCCUAGUAGAGCUCUCGCGCUAGGCUACAGCCCUUACGCUAAAACUUAUUAUUUCAAUGAAAAGAGUACUGCACGCCUUUGGGUAGUGUAAUAAGCCUUGGUGACACUACUGGCAACUAAUGAGGUCCUUUUCUUGUUCAAAAGGAAAAGAUAAGCGUUGCAGAAGAUUACUUUGGAAGCGGAGGAAUAUUCAGCAUUACAGUAUAUGGUGGGCUGGCCUUGUUUGUGGUGCUCAUGGCCGCAGGGAUUGGCUGGGAAGCAUACAAGAAAAACAAAAUGAAAAACAGCGGGAAAAGCGGAGGUAAGGAAAAAUCUCCUUCUGUUGUCUCUUCUGGCCCGAUCCAGCUUAACCACUUUGAACGACACAAGGGAGAAUUUAUAUAAAUAUUGAGCAGCAAAUUAACAAAUCGACAGUAGUUCAGCGUGAUCUGUUGUCUUAUCGACAACACUAUUCGUCUACACAGUAGUCAAAUUGCUGUGCGCCUCGUGAGUCCGUUACAAAUUUGUCGUUGUCGAUGAAAGAACAGACCACGCUUAACCACAGUCGAUUUGUUUUUUACCACAAUAUCGACGUCAAACUAGACGAUCCUUUCAAUGCGUGACCAUUGCGUGAGACGCUGACGCGAGCGGAUUUCUCUUUACUCUCAUCGACAACGCCAAAUUGGCCAAUUAGAAUGCGACAUCACUGCCAAUUGUGGUAAAAAUAUUUAAACAUAUUCUUGCUCUCUACCAUCAGCAAGCUCCAUCACAGCACCCACAGCCAUUGUACUGGAGGACUUAGGGACCCACCCGACCCCACGGCUGUCCUUUGGUCAUGCACCUUCUGAGCAACUUGUCUCCAAACACAGCAUGGAAAUCAUGAAGAUGGACGAAGAGCUAAAUAAUUUCCGCCGGGACUGGCAGGAAAAACGUACGAAAAUGCUUGAGCGACAUCAGAGAGAACGAGCUGUUUCUGGUAUGAAUGGCGACACUAACAGUUCCCUAACACCUCUUAAAGGGAAUUGA
Messenger RNA from Pocillopora meandrina, 15604 nucleotides. The record is from the annotation of a GenBank genome assembly. Lineage: Eukaryota; Metazoa; Cnidaria; Anthozoa; Scleractinia; Pocilloporidae.